GUUCCUGGUUAAUGAUGACGUGAGCCAACGUGUCAAAAUUUAACGCUUGUCGACGUCGAAUUCGCCGUCAAAUAGAUUUCAACAGUCUUUGUAGCAACACAUCUGGUUUAUUUAUUAAAAAAGUUCAAUUAAAUCUUUUUUAUAAUGCCAGCUUCCCCGAGUUCAACAAAUGUUGGUUCAUCAACUCGAUCACCAGCAAAAGCAGCCGUACCAAGAUCCGGAGGAGGUACAACCGUAAAACAAAGGAAAAGUACAACAACAACAACUAGUAGAGCUCGUACAGCUGGUGGUGGUGCUGGUUCGGUUGGUAUGUGGAAAUUCUACACGGAUGAUUCACCUGGAAUUAAAGUUGGCCCAGUUCCUGUAUUGGUGAUGUCCUUGUUGUUUAUUGCUUCAGUGUUCAUGUUGCACAUUUGGGGGAAAUACACGAGAUCGUAGGUUAAGAAUCUUUUAUGAAAAAUCAUUCCGUUUCUAAGUUUGUUAUUUAAAAUAUAUUUGCCCCAUUGACUUAAAAAACGAUUUUUUUUGGAAGUAAAAGAAUUAAUUUUUUGGAAAUGUUGGGUCGGUGGACGCAUUUUUCUUUGUUUUGAUCUAAAACAUCCCAUCAUAUCCACCAUGUAACUUAUAUCAUUCGUAUAAAAUAUAAAUUUUUAUAAAACCUCA
Messenger RNA from Onthophagus taurus, 663 nucleotides. RefSeq names its product Sec61 translocon subunit beta (gene Sec61beta). NCBI's taxonomy places the organism in Eukaryota, Metazoa, Arthropoda, Insecta, Coleoptera, Scarabaeidae. The record is from RefSeq and is a predicted model, not a curated record. Gene Ontology annotation, cellular component: Sec61 translocon complex. Gene Ontology annotation, biological process: intracellular protein transport.